This is a messenger RNA of Mizuhopecten yessoensis (Yesso scallop), 4345 nucleotides long. Its product is annotated as cytochrome P450 3A24-like. Gene Ontology annotation, molecular function: oxidoreductase activity, acting on paired donors, with incorporation or reduction of molecular oxygen; heme binding; steroid hydroxylase activity. Bases 113 to 1609 code for a protein of 498 amino acids. The record is from RefSeq and is a predicted model, not a curated record. Lineage: Eukaryota; Metazoa; Mollusca; Bivalvia; Pectinida; Pectinidae. The transcript is spliced from 14 exons.
AUGUGUGUGUGUGUGUGUGUGUGACGGAUUCGUUAAUUUACAGUACACCGGUGGGGAAGUGUUACAGGUAGCUCGCCAAGUCUUUCUCAACGCCUCGUUUAUCCCGAUACCUAUGAUAAUGGACUUUAUCCUGUCACCCUGGAUGACUGUGGGGAUAGCAUCGAUGUUAAGUAUCUUCUUGUACAGCAAAUGGAAACACAGUUUGUUCUCAAAGCUCGGAAUUCCAGGACCAAAACCCAAAUUUAUAUUUGGUAUUUUACCUACUUACAAGAAAGACGGUUUAGCCUGGACAGAUUUGCAGCUUGUAUCAACGUAUGGAAAAUUUAUCGGAAUAUACCAUGGACACAACCCAGUGACGUUAAUAGCUGACCACGAGAUGAUCAGAGAAAUCUGCAUCAACAGAUCAGAUGUGUUCAUCAAUAGAGCGUCCUCUUUUGAUAUGUGCGGGACUCUCGGAUGUGCUGUGGCCCUUGCUGAUAAUACGCACUGGAGAUUUCUUAACAGGAAGUUGUCUUCCAUUUUUUCAAAGGAUAGGAUAGACAAGAUAUGUCCAAUGUUGACUGAAUGUUUAGACACAAUGGUCGAAAACAUCAAGAUUUCAUCAAAGAGUGGACAGAGUUUCGACUUCAUGCAACAUUGCAGUCACUUUUCAAUGGACAUACUAAUGGGGGGUGUCAUUGGUCAGAAAGUCAACUCAGCGAAAGAUCCAGAAAAUGUACUUAUAAAACAAGCUCAUGUUGCAUGGAUAGCAGGGAAUGCUGGCUGUAUUCGGCUUGGCGGAAUAUGUGCAUUAUGUCCUCCGAUGAGAAAGGUACUUAACUAUUUCAACGUGUCACCUUGUUCUAAGGACAUCAUUGAAUUUUUCACAGACAUCACAAGGGACAGAAUCAACCAAUCAGAUGCGCCGAUUCGAUCCGAUUUUUUAAAGUUCAUGACAGAAAGAAGUGACAAUGACAACAACAAUUCAGCUAAGAACAAGGAAAGAGGUCUAACGGAAGAAGAAAUAACGGCAAACAUUCUCUUCUUUAUAAUGGCUGGGUAUGACACCACAGCGAAUGCCUUGGCUUUCCUAGCUUACAAUCUCGCCACAAACACUGACUGUCAGGAGCGUCUGAUACACGAGAUAAACAACAGCAUUAUCAAGGGGGAUAUGUGCUACGACAGCAUUAUGGAUUUGCCAUACUUAGAUAAGGUCGUAUCCGAGACGCUCCGAAUGUUUCCACCUAUGUUGAGGUUUAACAGACGGGCGUCGUCCGACGUGACAGUUUGCGGUCGACACAUCCCACGUGACAUGGACGUAUCUGUUCCAAUCUUUGCUCUACACAGAGAUCCAGAGGUUUGGGCGGAUCCGCAUAAAUUUGAUCCGGAAAGAUUUGCCCCUGAACAAGUAGCCAGAAGACCUACAUAUGCGUAUGUACCAUUUGGAGCAGGACCCAGACAUUGUUUUGCUUCAAAAUUUGCUGUUUUUGAAAUCAAACUGGCCAUAGUUCAUCUUCUGAAGCAUUUUAAGUUAGAGUCGGCACCAGAGACAGAGAUGCCUCCGAAACUGGAAAAGGGUGGAUUUGCACGUGCAGAAAAUGGAAUAUGGCUUCGAGUGCAAUCCUCGUGAGAGUUUAGCUGCUGUUUUUGGGACUGAAUAUAAGUAAACAAGCAUGAAUGAAUUGCUGACUUUUCAGCAACGUAAAUUGAGUGUAUGUAUAUUUGAAUGUAAUGUUUGAAUGAUUCCCUAUAUGAUUGUGUUAAAAGUGCGUGUAAGAGUUUCGAUGUUACAUGGAUAUAAUACAAACCUGUGAUUGUAGUGUAAGAAAGAUGUUCCAUAGAUUGUAGUGAGAGCUUUUAUCAUUACUGUUGCAAAAACAUAUGAAUAUGUGUCCUCCUAUAUGAAGAUGUUAAUUUGUUAUUGCCAUCAGCAUUUUGUCGAAAGGACGGUUAAACGUAUUGAUUUUUAUAGAAAUAUUGUAAAAUAUUAAACGCAUUUUUCAGAACAACCAAAACAAGAUAGAAAAUAAAUCCAUUACAUACAUGCAUAUAUACGAACUACAACAGAUGACAAUAAAAUUGACUUAGUGUCAACAAGUAAUAUCUAACUCGCAGAUCAGUAUAAAGAACAAUUCAGUAUUGCUUGUUACACAUUGUUUUACUCUAUAACCUGUCAAACAUGCACGGUGGUUGCAGUUACAAGAUACACAAGUCCCAUCUUUUGGGAUGACAUGUUAAAAUAUCACAGAAAGUCUCUUUACUGGGGGUACAAUUUUACAAUAUAUCUGCAAUUUUGAAGAUACAUUCUACACCUUAACAAAACAUGUUUAACUCUGAGAAUGCGGCAGGUUACCUAACAAACAAACUGCAACAUGAAGGACGAAUUAUAAAAUCUUGCACCAACCCGAGAAUGAAGUAUGUUACUAACCUGUUAAAGGUCACGUCGGCUCUUUACAACAGGUGCGUCCUUAAGGAGCUGGGCCCAGUUGUUAGAGGUGUUAAUAUUUUACAAUAUCAAAGGGUGAUUAGCUUAAUCAGUGAUUAGCACAAAUUUCAAUUUUUGUGUAUCUUUGAAACACAACUAUUGACUGAGUUAAAACUGUCCAGAUAUCAAAUAUUAGGUAGAGUAAAUAUACGUGUAACAUAAUGAGUAUUUACCUUGUAUAUUGACGGAAUUAUUAAAGGUUGUAAAAUGUCUUUAAACAGUGAUUAAGCUAAUCAUCUUUUGAACAACUGGGCCCAGAUAUUUAACCUUACAAAACAUACCAAACGUUGAUGAUGACAUAUAAACGACCUAACAGAACAUUCUCAAAGUUGCGUUAAUGUAAUAAAGUGUAAAUUACAGUAUUGUGAAUAGAAGGAUAUAGCCGCUUGAUUGCCCAAUUUAUUAGAUCAAUGUUUUGUGUUAUCUGAGUAUAUUCCAUUAUCUUGUGUAAACAUAUGCACGUUAACCAUGCUUAGUAUUUCCAUGAAAUUAGCAUUGCCAAGAGUAAGUAUUAUAUAUGAUUUGGACUGAUGCAACAUUACAUUGUAAAUCAUAAGUAUACAAAUGUAAAUUGUAAACAACUCAUUCAUUAAUUGAUCUCAUAUACGAAACGUGCGUUCUGAUUGAGAUCAAAUUUUAUUUAUCUCAUACGCGAACCAUGUGUCCUGCUUUAUAUGUUAUAUUGCAAUGUCAGAAUGAGUAUAUAUUGCUGACAAACACACACAUCAUUAAUCCAUUGACAGUGUGACAUUGAGAAUCAAGAAUUUGUUCUGUGAUAGUUUUAAUUUUUAUGAGUUGAUGAGUUGAUCUUGAAGCGAAUGUAAUUAACUGUGAAUCAUUUUGUUUUGACUUUCUAUUCAGUCAAUCAAUCCAACAACCUAUUGAGAUUACCAUAGCAAGAAUCAACCAUAUGUCCAUUAAACAUAAUUAAAGAUGUGUACUGAAAACAUAGUGAAAUACUGUAAACCGGGAAUUUUUCGCCCAAUCAAACGUUCGCCCUUCGCCAUUAAAAUCCAUUUUCGCCCAAUCAAACUUUCGCCCUUCAUCAGUAAAGUAUAUUUUCGCCCAAUCAAACUUUCGCCCUUCAUCAGUAAAGUCUAUAUUCGCCCAAUAUUAAAUUCGCCCUUCACAAUUAAUUACUAUGUAUAGUACGUUGUUAACAAAUGUUCGCUGAAAUGAUAAAUUCGCCCUCAUUUCGUUAGGCGAAAAUUUAAAAUGCAGCGAAAAUUCUCCGGUAUGCGGUAUCCAGUGUAAGAUAUUCUACAAAGACAAUGAUGUCAGUAACUGUGACUAAGUGCUCUGGGUUCGUGAAAAAGUCACAUUUGAUAGUUUUGAUGAAUGGAAAUGUAUCGGUGUAUCAUAAAUCCAUUUUACAAAGUAUGUCCCUUCCCGUUGUUGCAAAUAAAUGUUUAUCAUUUUUAUCGAUAUCAUCAAUAGCUUGCUUCCUGUGCAGAACUGUGAUAAAAUGGAGCUUUAAUGUUGUACAAACCAUGCAGUAGAUAUAACCAAAAGCACUCCAGUUUAACUUUAAUUAGUGUUGAUUAUUCUGGGCACAUCAUGCUUGGACGAUUUUAGUUGAAAUCCGAACAAUUAAGAUGAACGAAUCCUGCUGUGCUUAAUUAUUUUCAGGGGACAAGCAGGCAAAGACAAUAUUCUUGAAUACGCAUGAAUAUUUUGUUAGUAAAAUCUGGAAAUUGCGAAUCUUUGUUUGAUAUGACUGUACUACACGAACAUGUUCCGAUAGACUUAAUUAUAAUUUGUUUCGUAUUAUACAUCCUGUGUCUGUUUAAAAGUAAAUAAGUCUUGAUCUGUUCCAGUAGAUAUGAUCAUGAUUUAUUCAAAAUGUGUUUAAUGCGAAUAAAAGUUAAAAAAUAAAAUGUA